CUAUUCGUUUGUCAUGUAGCACUAUGUCUAGUUCGUCUUUGUGGGAGCUCAAACCAUUGGCAUUCCAAAGAAGAAUGAGUAAUGAUUGUGAAGACAUGAUUAGCCGGAAAGUUUCGGAAGGAUCUGAUUCACUACACUUGAGGAGUGUUAGAAGAGGUGUGAUAAGUGACUUAAAAUCGCUAAGAAAAUUAGAAAGAAGUGAAGUUACAUCGUUGAAGGGAGAAGGAGAUGUCCUGUCUCUCUUCUUGCAAAGGAUGGUCCUCUCUUCAAGAGUUGUAGCUCCUUGUAGGAAGAACAGCCACGAUAGUUUGCAUUGAAAUGCAUUGAUCAGCACAAUAGGUAUUAAGAUGAAAUUCAAGGCAAUUUUAUAGAAUGAUCGUGACAUCCUUUAUUGCCAUUAAAUACAAUUUAAGCGGUUCUGCCAUCUUAUAUCACAAAACUCAUUUCCAAGCAGAACAGCUCUACAAACACCUAUUUUUCUGAAAUAUCAUGGACAAUUUAAAUUGGGAAAAAUGAGGCAGGGAUUUUAACAAAACAAAUGUUUAUUUUGAGACCCGCGAGUUUUUAAAUUUUUUUUUUUUUAACGUCAAAAUAUAGACAUUUCCCAUGGGAACAAUUAUAAAUAAUCAAGACGCCGUAUAUCAAACCAAAACAGUCGAACCGUUUAAAACACACCAAUCCCAAGACGAAAAGGAUUUGACGAAGAAGUGUAAUAGUAAUUAACAUUUUGGUAUGGGCGCGUUUACGGAGAAAUAGCAAUUUCUAGGACCAUACCCCAAACUACCUAACGGUACAAUACUUUCAUGACUUCCUUUCUAAAAAUUUACCUGGCUAAGUAGGACCUACUUCGUCCGCCACUUUUCACAAAAUGGGUGUGUGGAAAACAACCAACCACCUUAAAUUUGGGCGAAGGCACAUAGUGGCUUUUCACUGCUUCUUUGGAAUGGUGAUAAGCUAUGCCAUGAGAUUUUGCCUGUCAAUAGCCAUCACAGAAAUGACGUCUAUGCCAUUGUCAAAAGAGGACAAUAAAACAUGCCCUUUGCCACACGAUUAUUAUACCAAAGCUACAAUGAAAGAGACUGAAUUUAACUGGACAGGGAGUCAGCAAGGAGUUGUAAAUAGUGCGUUCUUUUGGGGCUAUGUUUUUGGGCACAUACCAGGUGGAGUUGCUGCAGAUAAAUUUGGAGGGAGGAAAAUUGUUACUCUUGGUGCUUUCUUCACCGGCGUAUUCUCUAUACUUUCCCCGUACGCUGCCAAAAUGUUUGGCUGGUUGGGAUUGGUAGCAGUACGGAUAUUUGUUGGAUUGUCACAAGGUCUCUUUUAUGCCUCUACGCACACAGUUGUCGGCCAAUGGAUCCCGAAAGAGGAAAGAGGAACUUUGGGAACAUUUAUUUUUUCAGGUGUACAUAUUGGGAAUGCAUUAAAUAUGCUAUUCAGUGGUGUUUUCCUAUACUACACACAACAUAGAUGGGAUCUUUUAUUCGUUAUUUAUGGAGUCAUUGGUGUGGUCUGGUCACUUUGUUUCUUUUUCACGACUUAUGACACCCCAGCUGAUCAUCCAUUCUUGAGUCAAUAUGAAAAAAAUAUAUUAAAAACAAAAGUAAAGUCAGAAUCUGAGGCUACGAUCAAGCCGCCUAAAAAAACACCGUGGAAAUCUAUUCUAAAAAGUUUGCCGGUUUGGGCUGCAGCAAUUGCAAUGAUUGGGCACGACUUUGGCCUGUUUGCCAUGAUAACUGACCUUCCAAAAUUUUUUAAAACAGUGCUUCAUUUUAGCAUUAAAAAUAAUGGCGCUUUGAACGCAUUGACAUUUAUUUUAAUAUGGGUUGUUGGGAUCUUUGCUGGUAUUUUAUCUGACUACGUUGACAACCACAACAUUAUAUCGGUUACAGCAAAUCGUAAAAUUGGAACUACACUGGCAUCACUUUUACCCUCUUUGGGUUUUAUUUCUUCCGUUUAUGUUGGCUGUGAUACUACAUUAGCUACAGUUUGUCUUUUAGUAGGACAAGCUUUCAUGGGAUUUUAUUACCCCAGCCUUAAAGUAAAUACUAUAGAUUUAUCAACAAAUUUUGCUGGAACAGUGUCUUCUAUGGUCGUCACAGUAGGCAGUCUAUCAGGAGCAGUAGUACCAUAUCUCAUAGGAUCGCUAACACCAAAUAACUCGAUAUCAGAGUGGAGGAUUGUAAUGUGGAUCACAUUUGCUGUGAUGUCAGUGACAAAUGUGUUUUACAUAAUUUUUGCAUCAGGCGAGUUGCAGCCAUGGGAUGAUGUUGAAGAGAACACUGUUCAGAAAUCACCCUCCACAAGAAGCAGAACAGGAACUUUAAAAAAUAUAUAAAUCUCUCUUUAUAAUACUAUUGUAAACUUUAUAUACCAACAUAACCAAUUUAAAUUGUACCUUUCCAUAGAACAUUUUUUCUUAAAUAUUUCUCAUAAGCAUACCAUUUAUAGUAAAUAUUAAUAUGUAUGUACAACUCCUUUAACAUAUGACUAUGGCCCAUGUUGAACUAGCACAGCAUCACAUACUGAGUCUGUCUCCACCCUCUCAAACAUGCGAGCGUUUGAAUAACUAAUAAUAAUACUAGUAAUAGUAGUAAAUAAUAAACCUGCGAGUGGAGAUAGACCCAGUAAGUGAACCUGGCUGGUUCAGCAUGAGUUCGAUGACUUGCAGGCGAAAAUGCAUCAACUAUAUAACUAUAGCUGUCGAAUAUGCUUUGAUGUAUGUCCCAUGGAAGGGGCUACUGUUGAAGUUUAGUUGGCAGCUAUUUGUUCUUAACAGAUUCUAGUAUAUACAUUGAUCUUCGAUUCAUAACAUAAGCUUAUAGAAAAGUCUUUAUUAAAAUAGUAAUUUCAUCUGCCUAUUCUCACAACAAAUGAA
Molecule: messenger RNA, 2875 nt
Organism: Cimex lectularius (bed bug)
Lineage: Eukaryota; Metazoa; Arthropoda; Insecta; Hemiptera; Cimicidae
Product: putative inorganic phosphate cotransporter
Exons: 9
Coding region: 869-2335 (488 amino acids)
Biological process (GO): transmembrane transport; monoatomic anion transport
Molecular function (GO): transmembrane transporter activity
Source: RefSeq, a predicted model, not a curated record